GGCCGGACUUCCUGCUCUAUCAGUGCCCUAGCAGUUCGGGUUCCGCCCCCGCCAGGAGCUGGGCCGGAAGAUGGCGGCGGCAGCGGAGCUGAAGCUGCUGGAGAAGUCUCUGGGACUGAGGCCGGGGAAUAAGUACAGCGCUCAGGGCGAGCGACAGGUUCCAGUUCUGCAAACAAACAGUGGUCCCAGUCUAAUGGGAUUGGCUACCAUCGCGACCCAUCUAGUCAAGCUAGCCAAUAAAGAACACUUGCUGGGGAGCACCCCAGAAGAGAAGGCAAUCGUUCAGCAGUGGUUAGAGUACAGGGUCACCCGAGUGGAUGGACACUCCAGCAAAGAAGACACCCACACUCUGCUGAAGGAUCUUAAUUCCUACCUUGAAGACAAAGUCUACCUUGCAGGAUUUAACUUUACCUUGGCAGAUAUCCUUCUGUACUACGGGCUCCAUCGCUUUAUAGUUGACCUGACGGUUCAGGAAAAGGAGAGCUAUCUGAAUGUGUCCCGCUGGUUCUGUCACAUUCAGCACUACCCCGACAUCAGGCAACAUCUGUCCAGUGUUGUCUUCAUCAAGAACAGACUGUAUGCUAACUCCCACUAGGAGCCCCUGCUGUGCAGCAGCAAGAUUGGACAUGUAAUGGAAAAUGUAUUUUGGACCAUGGUACUAACGUAAAUUAACAUGACGUCGUUUCUUUGUUAAUGUUGGUAGAAGUUUUAAAGUGUAAUUUUGUCUGAAUGUUUUAUUUGUCCCUUAGUUGAAGCUUUGCAAUUUUUUAAUGUAAAAAUUCAACUCUUAUUCAAACAAAUCACGAUUGGAUUACAAAUUAUCUUGUAUUUAUAGGUUAAAUUUAUUAAUAAAAUUUGGAGAUCAGUGGCUCAAUCUUAAAAAAAAAAAGUUACCCUGUCAGUGUUUCACAUCUGGCUUUUUCAUGUUUUUAAAAUUCAUUUUCUUCUUAGAUAUUUAUAGUAGUUUAUUAAAACUUAUGAUAAAUUAUGCUAAAGAUUCAGAAAGGGAAGAGGGAUAUUUGUUCUCAAAAUAUUUAUGUGAGCUAGUAAAUGUGAAUUUAAAAAUCA
This is a messenger RNA of Microtus oregoni (creeping vole), 1068 nucleotides long. It is a transcript of the gene Eef1e1, whose product is annotated as eukaryotic translation elongation factor 1 epsilon 1. NCBI's taxonomy places the organism in Eukaryota, Metazoa, Chordata, Mammalia, Rodentia, Cricetidae. Gene Ontology annotation, cellular component: nucleus; cytoplasm; aminoacyl-tRNA synthetase multienzyme complex. Gene Ontology annotation, biological process: positive regulation of DNA damage response, signal transduction by p53 class mediator. The coding region runs from base 71 to 595 and encodes 174 amino acids. The record is from RefSeq and is a predicted model, not a curated record. The transcript has 4 exons.